This is a messenger RNA of Musca vetustissima, 1657 nucleotides long. RefSeq lists its product as uncharacterized. Lineage: Eukaryota; Metazoa; Arthropoda; Insecta; Diptera; Muscidae. The transcript has a single exon. The coding region runs from base 1 to 1590 and encodes 529 amino acids. The record is from RefSeq and is a predicted model, not a curated record.
AUGUUGAUGAAAAAGGCAAUAUUGCUAUUGGCACUGCUGUGCUUCAAUUUGUCCUUUGGACAUACUACACAGCGACCCAGCCGUUCUUCGGCUGCGGAGGAAGAUUCAAAUCCUCUGUUUGACAUGGCCUCGAUGUUUAUUCAAGAGGCCAUGAACAAUCAAAAUAACGGUGCUCGAGGAGGUGGUGGUGGGGGCGGUGCCGCAUUGGCCGGUGUGGCUUCGUUAAUCGGCUCCUUCAUGCAGGCCAACAACGGUGGAGGUCAAGGCAAAGGUGCUGGAUCUGGUGCAAUGCAAAUUUUAUCUGGCCUAGGAAGUCUUUUGGCCAAUGCUGGAAAUAACAAUGGACGCAGUAGUGGCGGAUUUGACCCAUCAAUAAUCGGCAACGUCAUUGAAAUGUUCACACAGGGCGAUGAUGCCGAAGACGAUGAUGGUGUCGAUAACCAUCAACAUCAAAAACGAGAAAGUAGUGAACCAGGAAUCGAUUUAGGUUCAAUUCUUCAAAUUGCUUCUGCAUUUAUGGGUCAGAAUAAUGAACAGCCCUCCCAGCGAAGCUCUCAUCAUCAUCAACAAAAACGAGCAGCAGAUGGAAAAUCUUCAAAUGGCCAACAGGAAGAAAAUGGUUUUAUGAGUUUAUUGCCGCUAGUGAUGCAAGCUGUCAGUUCAUUCGCCGGCCCCGAAGGCCAACAUACACAGGAGAAACAUAAAGACCAUGCCUGGGUCUUGCCACCAUUCCUUGAACACCUACACGUCCUGUUGGAUCAUUUCUCAAACUCGGAAUUGGCUGAUGCAUUGUAUGAAAAAUCUGGUGUAAACAAAAUCUUGAAGGGGUUCAAGGGACGUGACGGCAAAGUGGAUUAUGACAAAUUAUUUGAGUCGCUUAAUAAUCAAUCAUUCCGCAGACGUUGGAUUAAGUCGGCAACAUUGUAUUUGGCCGAUUGGGCAAGUUAUUUGGCUAAUCCUGAAGUCUACUUAAAGUAUUUCCAAACAGCACAAUUCAUGUUCAAUGGAUUCCUCAAAUCUCAAGGCUAUCCUAAGAGCACGUUCUUCGAUCCAAAUCGACCAAGUGAAACUAUAUCCAAUUUAUUGGAUCACGUUGCCAAACAUCAUUUGAAUGUCAAAAUCGAUUCGCGGCAGUAUGUUAAACCCGCAGUUGGAUACGCAAAGGAUUUGCUGCAGCUCGGACAGGCCCGAGGACUUUUGCAAUUUAAUGCCACCGAAAUUAGUGACAAACUGACAGACACCAUUAACUUGGAGGUUAUUGAACCAGUUCUAAAAGUUCAUCGUGCGUACCGCUACAUUACCAAGCAGCCGCAAUGUGAUCGUUAUGUUUUGUGUCAAUUAAAUGAUGCCGAACAAUAUUCUGCUGAAGAAUCAAGAGGUCUAAUAUCUGGCGUCAGUCCGAAAAUUAUUAAAGUUGGCAGUAUGGGUGCUGCGUUCUUCAUUAGUACAGAAACAGGAACUCCAUUCUGGACAUUGUUUAGUGUCAUUACAUCGGCAUCGAACUGUGAGGUCAAAUAUCCUGUUGAUUGUAGCGGUUUUCACGAAGGUGAAGCUAGGGUGACUACUGAAUACAUACACAACGAACUAUAAUUCCUUCAACUGACUCUGAUAGUAGAGAAAUGCCAAUUAACAGAACAAAGUCGUGGUACUAUAUUUA